UUUUGUGUCAAUUUGUUUCAUAGAAUAAAUGCGUUAUUUAGCGAAAAAAAUUGUAAACGUGCAAAAGUUAUAUUAAAUUUUUGAAAGUUGGGGUUUUUAAUAAAAAUAUUCGGCAAUUUUAGACAAGAUUGGAAUGGAUUAGUAGCUUCGCGAGUGUGGCAGAGAGGACUAUUUGAUAACAUUUUAUUACCACAACGGUACAGAGAACGUCGUGCGCAUUUCAUUCAAUUUGCUUCCUUCGCAGAUCUUCAAUUUCGUUCAAUUUUAAAGAAGUUAAGAAUUCCAGUACAACAUGAAGACCAAAAGUAGAUGCUCAGAAGUUUUUCCACUUCAUGGCCGCAAUGUUUACGGAAAUCUUAUCCUCCAGAAAAGGAAUUCAAAUUUUAGCGAGAAAGACAUCUCUAAAUUUCUUCCAGCUAAGGUAGAUACUAAAUGCCUUCAUAGCGAACAUAUGAAAACCGAUACCAAGAAAGUUCCGAAGAGAAGUAAUUGCAGUAAUGUUGAAAAUGCUCUUGAUGCUGAUUUGAAAACUAGAACAUCCAAGAGUAUUUGUAAAAGUUGUGGAAGUUUUGAUGAAGUUAAAACCGAAGGAAGUAAAUCGUUAAAAUCUUCGAUCAUGUCCACUAUAUAUUCUAGUCUGUCAAUGGUGAAAAAACGUUCCAUUGUUAUUUCCAAUAGACGUAGACGUAAAAUUAAGAAGUUACGUCGCAAAUGUAAGCCUGCAGUGUGUAAAGCAUCUAGCAAUGAGAGCUAUUUCGUGACGAAACCAAGAAAAGACUUCAUAACUCAAAGCAAAGUUGUUGGUAACAAAAGCUGUGCAAUUUCAACAGAUAAGUGUACAUAUGGAUUUAAAAACACAACAAAGAAUAUCACUAAAACCAUAAGGAAGAAGAGAAAGACUGAGGAAAAAUCAGAAAAUCCUGCCGCCCCAGUUAGUGUUCAAUUGCAUUCUCUGAGGUCACAGAAUUCAAAGAAUAAAAAGGAAAACUUAAUGAAUCGCGUGAACUCGACAAAAAAACUUAAAAAGAAAAAUACAAAAGCCAUUCAAGAAAGACUCAUUCAGCGGUAUUUGGACCAAGAACAUGCGCUUGGUAGCUAUGUUCAUAAAUGCUCAAGUUCGGAACUGGGCCAUUAUAACAAUAGAAAAGACAAACAUUUCGUGCAUUUUAUAAAAAGGCCCAAUCCAGAAAAAGUUCUAGAAGAAAAAGUAUUCGAAGUAAAUAAUGAUUUACCAGGCGUAUCACCGAAGAAUUAUGUAACUAAUGAUGAUACACUUUUAUACAUGAAUAAUAUUCUACAAAAAGAUUUACGUUAUCCGUGUCAUUAUUCUGGUUGCCAACUCAAUGAAAAUCAAAACUUCCCGAAACAAAAUCUUUUUCAGCUAUUUCACGACGAAUCUAAUCAGAGUAGUUUUUCUGAAACAAGCGACGCAUCUAGUUCAGCUAUACCCAGCACAUUUAUACUAUUAGAUCGGGUUACUACUUCAACUGGCACUGAAACAUAUCAAAUUACUCGUACAGAAAAAGUAUCUAGUGAACUUCACAGAUCACUUCUGAGACCACGUCGUGAAAUAAUGCAAUUAUCUUCUAAGAAAUCAAUGACCAGUAAGAACCGAUCUCCUAAAUUGACUUGUUCGCGACGUUUUACUCAAGCCAAUACAAAAAGAAGGUCUAAAUUAUUAAAGAAGAAAAGCGUUGCACAGAAUUCAAUACCUACAGAAGAUUCUGCAUUAUUCAGAAAUAACAAAACUAAGAUUAUGCUUAAGUCUGAGAAUAUUUCUAAUUUAAUUGAUGGAGGUGCCUACAAGUAUCUUAUACCUUAUAUUGAACAAUCUACUACCUCAAACAUAAAUUAUCAACGAUCAAAGGAACUGAAGAAAGAUGAAAGUUUCGAUACUCCCCACGAGUUACCGGAAAGGAACUCAACUUCAAAACCAGUACAGACUGAUCUCGACCGCACUAUCAGGUUACUAUUUUUUGGUAGUCUGUCUGAAGACAACGAUUCUGUAUGUGUGAACAAAGGCUUUCAGGCGGUUACUGACUUAGAACAGAACUUGGUUGAAGAGGUAUUACCUGACACCACGGUUUUGGAAGCUCGUCCAGAUGUGCUAACUAGUUCUGGAGCUUUUGGAGCUGAUAAAGUUGCAGACAAUAAAACUGUCAUUCGUUAAGCAAGUUAAGAGCUCACACCUUAAGUGGUUUCAGUUUUAAUAGCAAAAAUAGCAAUGGGUAUUUUUAUAUUAUUAAAAAUUUAUUUG
Messenger RNA from Teleopsis dalmanni, 2257 nucleotides. RefSeq lists its product as uncharacterized. NCBI's taxonomy places the organism in Eukaryota, Metazoa, Arthropoda, Insecta, Diptera, Diopsidae. The record is from RefSeq and is a predicted model, not a curated record. The transcript is spliced from 4 exons. Bases 293 to 2170 code for a protein of 625 amino acids.